Molecule: messenger RNA, 1204 nt
Organism: Apus apus (common swift)
Lineage: Eukaryota; Metazoa; Chordata; Aves; Apodiformes; Apodidae
Gene: GNPTG
Product: N-acetylglucosamine-1-phosphate transferase subunit gamma
Exons: 11
Coding region: 1-990 (329 amino acids)
Cellular component (GO): Golgi apparatus
Source: RefSeq, a predicted model, not a curated record
AUGCGGCCUCCCAGGCCCCGCCGCUCCCGGGCCCCGCGCCUUCCGGUUCCCGCGGAAGCGGCGAUGGCGGCCGCGCGGCUGGUGCUGGGGGCGGCUCUGGGGUUCUGCGCCUCGGCAGGGAAGAUGAAGAUUGUGGAGGAGCCGAACACGUUCGGGCUGAACAACCCGUUCUUGCCUCAGACCAACAGGCUGCAGCCGAAGGUGUCACCGUCUGCCGUGUCAGGCCCUGCACAUCUAUUUAGGCUUGCUGGCAAGUGUUUCAGUUUUGUGGAAUCCACGUACAAAUAUGAGUUUUGUCCUUUCCAUAAUGUCACUCAGCAUGAGCAGACUUUUCGAUGGAAUGCCUACAGUGGGAUUUUAGGAAUCUGGCAUGAAUGGGAAAUUGACAACAACACUUUUGUUGGAAUGUGGAUGAGGGAAGGAGACUCGUGUGAAACUAAAAGCAGACAGACAAAGGUUCGUCUUGUUUGUGGAAAAAGCAACAAAUUGGCUUAUGUGUCUGAGCCAACUACUUGUGUUUACUCUCUGACAUUUGAGACUCCUCUUGUGUGUCAUCCCCACGCUCUUCUAGUUUAUCCGACUCUGACUGAAGCACUGCAAAGGAAGUGGGAUGAAGCAGAGCAGCUUCUGUAUGAUGAACUAGUAACAGACCAGGGAUACAAGAAAAUCUUGAGAGAGAUUUUUGAGGAAGCAGGGCUUCUAAAAGCAACAGAAGAAAUGGAAGUUGAGAAGCAGAACCAGAAAAUAGGUCUGGAAUUUGAAACAGUGGAGAAGUGCAGUAAGGAAUACAAGCAACUUUCUAAAGAAGUAAAAAAACUUAAAGAUUUAUUAAGUCAGCACGGUAUUGCAUACCAAGGAAAUUCUGCUGAAAAUACUAGUGUUGAACAUGUAAGUCACAAAUUGGCAACUGCAGUGACAAGUGUUCUUAAUGAGUCAAAGGAUGAUGAGCACCUGCAUGGUGAUACGGGAGUUUGGAAUGACACUGUAUGAAGAAACUUGGGAGGUAAACAGCGAGUUCAUACAGAACGUCCAGCAAGUUGAACAUGUAUCGUGGCACUAAGAUAAGUUACAUUCUGCAAGUAUUCUUGACUUUCUGAAUUUCUACCCUAAAGCAAAGGGAACAUAAUGGAGCAAGGGCUCACCAUUACUGGGGACAGUUGGAUUGUUUCUGAGAACAUUUGUAAUAAAAAGGCCUGGUAUUGGA